Molecule: messenger RNA, 2011 nt
Organism: Polyodon spathula (Mississippi paddlefish)
Lineage: Eukaryota; Metazoa; Chordata; Actinopteri; Acipenseriformes; Polyodontidae
Product: homeobox protein Hox-A6-like
Exons: 2
Coding region: 1100-1771 (223 amino acids)
Biological process (GO): anterior/posterior pattern specification; regulation of transcription by RNA polymerase II
Cellular component (GO): nucleus
Molecular function (GO): RNA polymerase II cis-regulatory region sequence-specific DNA binding; DNA-binding transcription factor activity, RNA polymerase II-specific
Source: RefSeq, a predicted model, not a curated record
ACACACACACACACACGCACGCACGCACACGCACAUACACAUACAUACAUACAUACAAACAGAGAUCUGAGUACAUAAUUACAGGGAGUAAAAAUAUAAUUAGAAAUGCAUAUAUUCUUUCUUUGAUUGAUGAAAUCCGUGCUCAGUGUAUUUUACGUUUUAUUUGCUCUGUUAAAUAUUGAAAACAUUUUACACCAAGAAAAUAACACACACAGGACACGUCGAAAAAAUAUACAAUGACAUACAAAAUCAACGAAAAGAAAAAUCUAAAAGAUUUCCAUUAUAAAACACAUCCCACUGCCAAAAUAAUACACCCAGAAUUAUCCUUUAGAAAAAGAACUAUUACAAUAUAAUUGGUUUUGAAAUUCACUUUAUUUAAAUGUGCUUCGAUCAGAUUUCUACACGAUGCUAAUGGUUAUACGUCGUUUUUAGAAGUAGCAGGAAAUUCAGAUAAUUUACAUUUAGGAAGACUAUCACAUAACUGCAAAGUUAAUAAUCCAUUAAUAAUCUAAAUGUUACUUCCACAUUUCUUAAAUAUAAUCGAUCACACAAAAUGCUAAAUAAACAGCACGCUAUUUAUCCUAACAAAGGUUUAAAAGUUGUAAUAUCGUUGCUAUGCUAUGCCUUCGUGUUAUUCAAUAGACUAUAUCUAAGGAAAUAACCUUAAAAAAACAAAAAAAACAAAAACAAACAAAAAAAAAAACAUUUAUGACUUUGAGACCUACCAGAUUAUUGAUCUUGACAUCUGUUAAAACAAUGUCGCGUUCUUUCUUUCUUUUUUCUUUCUUUCUUUCUGUUUAUUAUGCUGGGUACAGUAGCCUGACUGGUGAAACUCACACAUUUAUACUAUUAAUCUAAUUGGCUAGCUGCUGUUUCUGAGCUGACGGGAAGUUUACUGGUUCUCUCCCUUGCUCUCCGGAGAGCAAUCAUUUCUAGGGAAGCUUAUUUCUAUUGGCCAAUGCGCGAUCAGCUGGUUGCUUUUACGGCUGUGGAGUUUGGCGCUUAGCCAUCUAGAAACAAACCAGCUGGAGGACUACUAAUAGUUAUAGCCAGAUGUACAAAUACAUAACAAAUCGCAAUAGUUCAGUCUGUGGAGCCAAUGAGUUCGUACUUUAUGAACACUGCUUUCCCGGCUGCCCUGACCAGCUGCCAGGACUCCUUCCUCGGUCAAAUCCCUGUGUACACAUCUGGCUAUGAGGCAUUGAGGCACUUUACAGCUUCAUAUGGAACAUCUACGAUCCAAGAUAAGACUUAUCCAUCAUCUUGUUUUUAUCAGCAAUCAAAUACACUACUUGAUACAAGAGUGCCCUCUGAUUAUGGGUCAUCCUGUUUUCAUCAAGAGAAGGACCCACCUACCGCCUUUCCUGCAAGGAGCGCCGGCGAGCAGAGCGAGUACAUGCCGUUCAACGCUGAGCAACAAUCCGAACCACAGGGUGCACAAAACAAAGUCUUGAAGGAUGAACCACCCGACCGGAAGUACCCGGGUUCAGUUUAUCCAUGGAUGAUGAAUUGCAAUGGUUCAAUAUAUGGAUCACAUGGGAAACGUGGACGGCAGACCUACACCAGACACCAAACUCUGGAAUUGGAAAAGGAGUUUCAUUUUAACAGAUACUUGACCAGACGUCGCCGAAUUGAAAUUGCAAGCGCCCUUUGUCUCACAGAAAGGCAGAUUAAAAUAUGGUUUCAAAACCGACGCAUGAAAUGGAAAAAAGAAAACAAUUUGCUCGGGAGUAAACAGCCAAACUGUGAAGAAGCAGCAUCAAAGGAGUAGUGCGCGUGUAUUUACAGGCCGUUUAAUCUGUGUUAGCAUUAUAUCGGCGGGUUAAUGGGGUUCGUUUCUUCUUCAGUUAAUUUAUGCAUUUAUUUAUUUACAUGUAAUUAUCAGCACUCCUGUAAAGUACCGAGUAUUGUAAAUGGCAAAAUCAGUAAAAUGAUAAGCGUUUUAUUUUAUGUUUAUUACUUUAUAUUUGCAUUCUACACACACACACACACACAUACACACACGCACACA